Molecule: messenger RNA, 7392 nt
Organism: Folsomia candida
Lineage: Eukaryota; Metazoa; Arthropoda; Collembola; Entomobryomorpha; Isotomidae
Product: titin homolog
Exons: 12
Coding region: 348-6977 (2209 amino acids)
Source: RefSeq, a predicted model, not a curated record
CAUUCGUCCUUCCGCCGCCCGCCACUCGACAAAUACCAAGUUCGAUCUCCAUAUCCAAUGUGUACUUGGAGUGGAGAAGAAGACAAAAAAUAAUUCUUACGAGCUUAAAUUUUCUUGAAAAAUUGUUACAGAAUGAAUACUCUGAAUUGUGGGCAUACUAAAUAUCGUGUAAGUUUGCGCUUUCAUCCAGCUGCCUUAAACAAAAAAGGGGACAACUUUGAUGGAUUCUUCAUCUCUUCCUUUCUCUAGUCUUCCUGUGAAGUGGAUGAAUGUGACGUGCCAUGGGAAGAAAGUUAUUGAUUGAAUUCUUAAUGAUUUUUAUUGACUUUACUAGUCAAUAACUGAGGAUGGAAAGGGACGACAACAAUGUACUGUUUGACUACGGACAUUCGAGUACUCAGCCCGUCAAUCAGAGUGGGAGUGGGGUGGGAGAAAGUGACGCUAAUAUCACUAGAUCUGACAACAGGGACAAUGGUAGAAGCAGGAAUGACUAUGAUUCCCGAAAAAGUGGUGACACGCGACGAGGAGAACGGCGCGGAGGCUUUUUAAAUACGCGUGGUCGUGGCCGUGGACGUGGGUUAGAAUUCCGAGGUCCCAGACGGGGCAGCUUACGAGGCCGCGGUGGUCGAGGUUCAGAUAGGAGACCUUUUCGACCUGAGAGGAGUUCCGACAACGGUGCCUCGAGAACAAUGUCACCACCACCUGACAUAUUUUCUGAAAGGGAGCGAAAGGAACGGUGUCGGAAUCCUUCCCCAAAUAGAAGUAACAGCCGUCAGAGGUCUGACAAUACACAUAAGGAUUCAGAACGUGACAGAUCGACUAGUCCAUCACCAUCACGACGACAACGAGGGACGGCGAGUCCUGGAUUAACAAAACCACGAAAGAAAACAUAUUAUUACAGUGGAGAGGUCUUCGAAGACUACGAAGAAGAAUCUUGUCACUCAAAUAAUUCGCAAUCUCCGCCACCACCCAAGAGACAAAGGGAUUCUGAUUCACCUCAAUCUCAACGAUACCGAGGUCGGGGAAGGGGUAGAGGACGAGGUGGUGAUAGAUACAACAAACCGUACCGUGCACCAUCCUUUAGAUCUCGAUCGCCUCGUAACAAGGAGCGUAAUUAUAGACAAAACGAUGGUGGGAGAGAACCCAGUAAUAUGGAUAAUGCCUCAAGAAAACGGCCAGCAGAAUCUUUUGUGCUUAACAAAUCACGAGCACCACAAUCAUCACCGAAUGUUGUAGAGAACUGGGAGGAAGAUGAUGUCGUGGAUCCACGACUGAGGAGCAAGGAGGCUGGAAUUUACAGUGCAGUGGCACUGGCAAAAUUGAAAGAUCGUCCCUUGAGGCCUAUGCAAACAAACUCAGCUCAGGCACCACAAGUUCCAUUUACGUCCCCUGAUAGUAACACAAGUCCGUGGAGUCCUGUAGCUGGAAGUCCACAGCUAGCGACACCACAAAAACCGUCCCCUCAGCUUGCACCGUCGCCCGAAAUUACCCCGGUUUCAAUUCCACCACCAAAACCAUCUCCGCUACCGGUCCCACCUCCCAAUUUUUCUUCAACUUCACCACCAAAGAAAAUACCUUCACCUCCACGCCCAGAAGAAAUUCGCCAACAGUUACCCCCACGGCCAGGACAAAUUCACCAACAGCCACCCCCACGGCCAGAACAAAUUCGCCAACAGCCAGCCGCACGGCAAGAGGAAAUUCGCCAACAGCAACCCCCACGGUCAAUACAAAUCCGCCUACAAAUUCCCACACGGCCGGUACAAACUCCCCCACGACCGUUACAAAUUCCCACACGACCGGUGCAAAUUGGUCCACGGCCGAUGCAAAUUCCUCCACGGCCGGUGCAAAUUGGCCCACGACAGGUUCAAAUUCCCCCCCGACCGGUGCAAAUUCCUCCACGGCCAAAAACUCCUGCGUUAACAAAUGCAAGCUCUACAACAACUAUCCCCAAGUCGUCAAAUCAAUCCUCUACUAAAACGAGCAAUAUUCGCAAAGAAAAUAAAACACCGAGCUUUGAAGUUCCCAAACCGUCUGCGCCUUUGAGCAGUUUAUUCAUUUUUGAAAGUAAUGCAAAAGACAUGGAUCGAUUGCAAAACUCUAUUGAAACGGUGACCAUAGUUGAUAACGUCCCUACGUCCCCAAGUGAUAUGUCCGAUGGUGGAUCCGACAUAUCAACAAAACAAAAUCGACCAAAUUCAAAUCUUAUAGAUAAAUCGAUGACAAGCUCAGGGGAAUGCUCAAGUUCUAGGAAAUCUAAUAAAUCUGUUCACACUGCACAAGACAAAACGUACAACCCAGGAAAUUGUAUCCCCGCUAUACCUCCAAGAGCUAUUCGUGACCUUGCCAAACCUGCUCAUUCCAAAUCUGGCUCCACGGCUAAAUCUCUUCAAAAUCAACCAAAAUUAUCGAAAGGAUCUUCGGUUGAUUCCACACCGUUAAACCCAAAACAGAAAAAUGAUUCUAUAGCCGAUAAAGACUCCCGUCAUGAACGGAAAAGACCUAUCAUCAAGUUGUCUCCAAACUUGGUGGCAGAUCCCCUUCCAAAGGCAAAUGAUACUACCAUUAUUGGUCUUUCCGACUCUGAUUCAGAUACCAGUAGCGUCAUGAUUAUCGAGAAUCCGUCUCCAACACUUCCUCCUACCCAAACUUCCAAUCCAUCUCCAACACUUCCUCCUCCCCAAACUUCCAAUCCAUCUCUAAAACCUACUCCUCCCCAAACUUCCAAUCCAUCUCUAAAACCUACUCCUCUGCAAACUUCCAAUCCAUCUCCAAAACCUACUCCUCCCCAAACUUCCAAUCCAUCUCCAAAACCUACUCCUCCCCAAACUUCCAAUCCAUCUCCAAAACCUACUCCUCCCCAAACUUCCAAUCCAGGACCUUCCAAACCAGCACAUUCUGACGUUCCCGCCGAUAAGGACGAGACUAGUGAGAAGGCUCAAGCUAUUCUUGAACAAUAUCGACAAGAUGAGGAAAAGAAAAUUCGCUUUCAAAAUACUUUACGCAUGUGGAAAGAGAGACAGGCUCCGGCAUCUUUAGAGGCAUCCUCUAAAGAGAAUGAGACGCAUGAUGGGAUGGUGGAAUCUGACGGGAGUGAUGUGACAACAGUAGUUACCGAGCAGUCCGAUCACGAUGAUAGAAUUAUCCUCGCUUAUACCCCCGCCUCAGAGUCAUCUUCUGAGGCUGAGGACAAUAGUGAUAAUAAUGCGGAAGAAGAGGGUGAAUGUUCUCCUUCUCCAUAUAACGAGACCAAUGCGAAAAGCACAUCAUAUUCUCCCGUAUCGUCAUCAUCAAAUGUAGGAUCGCCAAUUCAUGAGUCUGAAGAAACUCAGAACAGAUCUCAAUCCAACCAGGUUCACAAGUCAGGUGAGCCAGGAACAAGUUCUACAGCAGCUACUUCUUGCACAACGAAUAAUGAAACUCCAGUAUCAAAUUUGGAUCAAAUUAGCAGUGACGACGAAGAUUGUGGGAUUAUUGCAAAUCCUGCAUCCACAAAUGUAUACAGCCCCAUCUCCAACCCAGAUAAUGACCAAGAUGCUGGCAAUGUACCAAGCCAUUUAAAUGUUCAAAAUACUGAUGAGAAUGAUGAAGUGACACGAUCUCAAAUUCAAGUGAUUUCUACCAAGGAUGACAACUCUCUCGUGGUCGGUCUAAAUGAGGCAGAUGUGACAACAGAGUCAUUAGUGGUAAAACCUUUAACGUCUAGUCAAUCGAUCGAGUUGGAGCAACCACCGCCACACACUUUGUUGAGUAAUACUCAACAGGACAAAUUAAUAGAAGAUCAAACCACAAUAAGCACUGAACUAGAAAAAAAUGUAAAUGGCACUUGCCAAGGUGAGCCACAGGAGCAUGAAGAAAAUUUAAAAUCGGACAGCAUGGAAAUUUGUAGUGUGUCAAAUACCAACACUCAAACUGUAAACAAUUCAGACAUUAUUUUACCAGAGAAAAGUCCUAGUGACACUUGCCAAGUCGACAAAUUACCGGAGCCUGGAGGAAAUUUAGAAUCGGACAGCAUGGAAAUUUCUAAUGUAUCAAAUACCAACACUCUGGCUAUAAAUAAUUCUGACAUUAUUUCACCGGAGCAAAGUUCCAGUGAGGCUUUCCAAGAUGACAAAUUACCGGAACUUGAAUCGGGCCGUACGGAGAUUUCUAAUUUAUCAAACAAUCUAACCAUACAUAUUUCUGACAUUAUUUCAAUAAUUAAUUCAACAACACUAACAAUACCCCAAACUCUCGACACACGAGAGGAAGGCGCACCUCAAACGUGUCCCGCUAUUCAGGAAGAUCAAGUCAGUUCUUCUCAAAUUAGCGGUACGGUAACAAUUCAAGAAAAUACUUCCACUGAUAAGGAACCAAUUGUUAAUCAUGAAAUGGAUACCACCGAGGGUGACAAUUCGUCUUCUACCAAUUGUUCGAACUCGUCCAUAAUUGCACAAGGAGAUAGAUUGGACACUACCAACUUGUCCCUUCGUAGUGACCUUGUCCAUGUCGACAUGGACUCAUUCCUCGCCGCUUGUGAAUCACCAGCACAGAUCAGAUCAGUCGGGGAAACUUCAAAUAGUCCAGAGUGUGCACUAGAAAAAGAAUCGUUGGUUGGGCAACCACCACCAGCAGAAAUCACGAAUCAAGAUACUUUGUCCACUCUCCUGGGAACCGAUAUCUCUUUGAUAGUAGAACCACCUUGUUCCACAAAUUCCCCAAUAAAUGUACCAGAACAAGUAGAAAUUAGCACUCUCCCCUCCUCGUUGCCUAAUUUUGGGGUUGAAACCAACGUAAUUGUUCCAAAUCCUUGUGUAACAAUUAACACUCACUCUUCAGUCGAAGAACUCGUGACACCACCUCCACCACCCAUCGAAACUGACCGUGUAAACUCAGAUACCGUGGAAACCACCGUAUAUACAACGUCAAAUUCGUUUGAAAAUAUUCCCCUCGAAAUCGUAACAAUAGAUGACAAUGACGAAGAAUCGCAAGUCCAGGGGCCACAUAGCGUCAACCAAUUUUCCAAUAUUAAUCUUAAUCUUGCCACUACUAGUCAAGGUUCCGGUGGAAACGGUGGAGAAAGUGAAAUUCCUGCCCUUCGUAUUCGAGGGGACCUAUUCUCCACGACCAGUGAAGACCGUACUCAAACCAUCCUGACAGAAAUGGACCCAAAAGCAACAUUGAUCGCAGCAAAGAUCAAUGCAUCCAUACAAAAUUUCCUUGCUGCAAGUCCUGGUCCAGAAAAAUCCCUCGCCUUUCGCAAGCUUCGCGACAUGUUCAUAUUGAGUUUGGCCAUCGUGGACUACUCCAACGUCAAAAUAGAGUCGGAGAACUUGUCAACAAUAUACGACAUCCCUGAGAGUUAUUACAAUUACUCUGAAGUAGAGAGAAUCCCGAUUGAAGUUAUGGCGGACUAUUUUCUCAAACUAAUCGCCAUAUCACUUUUCCUCGGUGAAUCGGCAUGUUCGAACUGGGAGACAAAUCUCUCCUUGCUUCACUACCGGAUUAGCCGCGUCCUAAAUUAUUACAUUAUAAGGACGGAAAAUAUUGGCGAAACGGAAGGAACUCUGCAAAAUAUUAUCGUCGCUAUAAAGCCGAAAAUUUCUCGAUUCAAGAUUACCCUUGAACAAAUAACGCAAACUUGGGACCACGUGAGGACAUUCCACAUCAGGACACAAGUCGAUAAAUCUUGUGUCCUCUUUGACCAACUUCAAGUUGGAUUUAAAGGAUUCAGCAAACAGUUGGACAACAUUGUAUGUAAGAUAAGAGAAAAUGUGUACCGCGGAAAAAAUGUCACCCCUCCCCCGCAGGACAGCGAGAGUCAAGAGUAUUCAUUUAAGAACGAUAUGAAAAUAUUGUUCGAAAUAAGUGGACGGCAAUUCGAAGCGAACCCGAAAGAAACGGCGGCGGGAGUGGCGCCUAAUGCCACCAUACGAUCUGCGCGCAUUCAACAGUACAAUAUGCCCGUCGCAACCCCUGCUGGAUCUCCAUUCGGAUCGAGCAGACCUCAAACUCCUGCCGGGCGUGGGGGUGCACGUCGACCUUCGAGAGGGGAACCGGGCACCGGUCGCCAGUCGAGGCCAAGUACCCCUCAGAACAUACAGCCUGUUUCCACCAGGAUGGCCAGUUCUCCAAAUGCUACUAAUACUGCUACUAAUAAUGUCACUAGUCGAAUCCAUCUCGGAGGCCCGAUCAUGCGGGAGGCCCCGAGGACAGCUAAUCAAUCGCAGCAACAACAACCCGUUGCCCAAAUUCCGUCUUAUUCAUCAAACCUGGUACCCGGGUAUACCAACUCGCAAAUUGUUCCGACACAACCGAGAACACAAACCUCAACAGUCAGAACGACCCAUGUCCCUGACCAAUACAUUAAUAAUAUGAAUAGUUCCACAAGUUAUUCAUUACAGCAGCAAUUCCUUCCACAAAAUCAGCCUGGUCUGGAAGUCUAUCGAACUUCGCCGCAAAAUAUGACCCCACCUGAGCCGAGGUCAAGUCAGUCUUCUCCAGUAUUGAAUAUUAGCCAGCUAUUACAAAGUAGUGGGAGAGUGCCGUCGCAAAAUAUGUACCAACAACAACAGGUAGCGACUAGCUAUAAUAAUAACUACAAUCCUCCUUCACCGGAGGAAGUUGAAUAUGUCGGAAUGGCAAGAAGCAGCGUCCUCCCGACCAACCAAUUUCAAGGACAGCAGCAGCAGCAACAACAACAACAACUGAUUUAUGCACCCCAACUGAACAAUCAGAACAUGAGUCGGGGACAUAAUAACAACCAGCAUGCCUCGUACUAUCAACAACAACAACAAACACAAAUCCAACACCAAAGGCAAACAGAAGUUCAGAGGCAGCCGAUUCAUCUAGCAUCACCGAUGGUCCACCCACCUCCGCCACCAUAUCAACCACCGCAAGUUUCUCUGCCACCGAAUAACGAAGUGGCCAGAUUUUUAAGCGCUUGCAACACCCAACUCAUUUAUAAUGGGAUGAAUAACUCGGGCAAUGAUCAGAUGUGAACUCGGGGAAGUGUGAUGUUGCUGACAUGGAUAACCUGCAUGCAAAUAAAUAAUGAUAAAACCACGGACCAUACCUUUACCACUUUCAAAAAAUAUUUAAAUACGCAACUAAUUCAAUUUGCCUGUAAACCUAGUACAAAGGAAUAAUCGAGCAGAAUGCACUAUUCUCAUUUUCUGUGGCCUUCCUUAAAAUAAUAUGACAUUUACAUUAUUUACGAUGAAAUAUUUAUAUCAACUAUUAUAUGUAAGUACCGAGAUAUUUAUUAAUUACGAUAGUUUAGUGCAGCUUAUUUAUUCGUUUGACAUAUUGUCAACUGUUCUGAGAUUGCUAAAAAAAUCGAGAUUUGUAACUUAAUUCUUCUACUUUGACCACCGUAAUCUACUUAUAAGCCAUAAUGUAAUAAUAUAUACAUAA